AUGAAACGCCCGGCGAACUGGAAGCAAGCCGCGCCCGCGCCGCUCGCUGGCACGCCCACGUUCGCGGCGCAGCACGCGCUCCCGCGGCUCCCCGUGCCCGCGCUCGACGCGACGCUGCAGAAGUGGAAAGAGUCGCUCGCGCCGCUCGCGUGGUCCGACGCGGAGCACGCCGCCGCCGUGCGCAAGGUCGAGGCGUUCGGCGCGGCGGGCGGCGCGGGGCGCGAGCUGCACGCGCGGCUGGUGCGGCAUGCGCAGGGGCGGGAGCAUUGGCUUGAGGAGUGGUGGGACGACGGGGGGUACCUUGGUUAUCGCGAUUCGGUCGUGGUGAACGUAUCGUACUACUACGGAUUCGAUGCGCAUCCCGCUCAUCUCCCGCAAACGGCCGUCCACCGCGCCGCCAGCAUCACGCGCGCGACCAUGCUGUUCAGGCAGCAGCUCAAGCUCGGGCAGGUCAAGCCCGAGGGGUCCAAAGACGCGCCGUUCUGCAUGGACACGUUCCGAUGGAUGUUCGACUGCUGUCGUGUUCCUGGACCUGAGGGCCUUGAUUGGAGCACCUCAUACGCAAAGGCGGGCGACCGCGGGGAUACUGGGCAUGUCAUCGUGCUCCGCAACGGGCGGUUCUGGCGUCUCGACGCCGCGCAGAACGGGCGCAUCCUUAGCACGGCCGAGCUCGAGCAGCAGAUCCAGCACAUCGUCGACAGCACCCCGGACCUCUAUCCCGGCGUCGGCAUACUGACCGCGUCCAACCGCGACGUCUGGGCGAAGGACUACGCCGCGCUCGCCGCCGACCCACACAACGCGUCCAUCCUCGAAGCGAUCCAUUCCGCCGCGUUCGUGCUAUGCUUGGACACCGAGCGGCCGUCGGACCUCAUCGAGCACUCGCGCUUCCUCUGGCACGGCGCGUCGGGCCCCGGGCGGCUCGGGCUCCACAACCGGUGGGUGGACAAGCCCGUGCAGAUGAUCGUGUUCGACAACGCGAAGGCCGGGAUCAUGGGCGAGCACUCGGUCAUGGACGGCACGCCGACCGUCACGCUGUGCGACACCGUGCUCGACAUGAUCGCGGACCCCGCGUUUGACCACGGGGCUCCCGUCGCCGGCGGGGCGGCCGUCGCAGGGCCGGCGGCGCUGGACUGGGUGGUGGGCGCAGAGACCGAGGCGGCGAUGCGCCGCGCGGAGGCGGACGCGCGCGCGCUGAUCGGCGGGCAGGCGAUGGCGAUCCACAGGACGGCGUACGGGAAGCGUGCGAUCAAGGCGUUCGGGGUGUCGCCCGACUCGUGGGCGCAGAUGGUGGUGCAGCUCGCGUAUGCGCGGCUUCUGCGCGCGACGGGCGCGCGGCGCGCGGGCGGGACGUACGAGGCUGCGACGACGCGGCGGUUCUUGAAGGGCCGCACGGAGGCCAUUCGGGUCGUGAGUGCGGAGAGCGACGAGUGGGUGCGGGCGAUGGACGACGUGGCGUACGAUGUGGAGGCGAGGAAGAGGAAGCUGCGUGAUGCGUGCAAGAAGCAUGGAGAGGUCGCGAGGGCUGCGGGUAAAGCGGAGGGCGUCGAUAGGCACCUUUUCGGGCUGAAGAAGGUGCUCAAGGAGGGUGAGGCCGUGCCGGAGGUGUUCCAGGAUCCCUUGGUGCAGCGAUCGAGCUACUGGGCGCUGAGCACGUCGGCCAUCUUUUCGAAACACUUCGGGCCGUACGGCUGGGGCGAGGUCGUGCCAGACGGCUUUGGCGUCGCGUACAUGACGGGUUUCGACGAUUGUCUUCAGUAUACCGUGACGUCGCGCACGGAGAUGCCGAAUGCGGAGUUCGUCCAGGAGAUCGCACGGGCUGCGACGGAGAUGUAUAACUUGUUCACCACGAAGGCGAAGCUGUAGCGCCGCGGUGACGCUGUAGAAGAUACAAACUGCAACGAGCGUGUGUGUAUAUCGACUUGUCAACUUGUCAACUACAUAUCGGGAUUUUCGCGUCGGCAGUGGGAUGCCAGAUGCGCCUGCGUCUGUGUCUGUCGGAUUACAUCACUGACGACACACCGGCAGAUCUACAGGGUCAUGGAGUUUGGGUGAUCGAUGAGCACUUCAGUUUUGCGU
Heterobasidion irregulare TC 32-1 is the source of this 2076-nucleotide messenger RNA. RefSeq lists its product as uncharacterized. Gene Ontology annotation, molecular function: carnitine O-acetyltransferase activity. The transcript has 8 exons. The record is from RefSeq and is a predicted model, not a curated record. Lineage: Eukaryota; Fungi; Basidiomycota; Agaricomycetes; Russulales; Bondarzewiaceae. Gene Ontology annotation, cellular component: peroxisome; mitochondrion. Bases 1 to 1863 code for a protein of 620 amino acids. Gene Ontology annotation, biological process: carnitine metabolic process.